Molecule: messenger RNA, 1593 nt
Organism: Desarmillaria tabescens
Lineage: Eukaryota; Fungi; Basidiomycota; Agaricomycetes; Agaricales; Physalacriaceae
Exons: 10
Coding region: 116-1279 (387 amino acids)
Biological process (GO): adenylate cyclase-activating G protein-coupled receptor signaling pathway
Cellular component (GO): plasma membrane
Molecular function (GO): G protein-coupled receptor activity
Source: RefSeq, a predicted model, not a curated record
UCAAGCGCAUCACUAGGUGUCAUUACCGUAUCGAGAUACCAGCGUUCCGCGGGCUUAAAGGGCAUAAAUUCAUCUAACAGGCAUUUGGUUCCCCCCCUUGCCCUCGUCUAUAUCUAUGUCAAGCUCUUCAACGCCUUCCCCACUCUUUGAUUUUGGAACGCGACUUGGACUUGUUUUCAUUAUUGAGGUGGCGUCUCUUUCCGCUACGGCUGUAGUAUUACUCUUGGCCUUUAUCUGCUACUCCACGUUCAAGGUUCAGCCAGGGGGACUUCGCGGAUGGGCGGUCUCGUCUCAUAUUCAUUACUACUUCGUGAACCUCCUGGCAUGCGAUUUGAUUCUAUCUAUCGGUGGGAUAAUGGAUAUUCGAUGGGUUGCUGAGGCAAACGUGACAGCGGGAACGUUCUGUACUGCUCAAGGAAUUUUCAAGCAGCUAGGUGAUCUUGGAGUAGCCUUAUCGACAAUGUCCAUCGCUAUACACACUUUCUUGGUUCUUGUUUUCAAGUAUUAUUCACCUCCCAAAGUCGCCCCUUUCGUAGUCGCUACGAUAUGGACAUUUCUUGGACUCGUCGUUGGCGUCAGCUCAGCUAUACACCACGGAAAAGGAUACUACGGACCUACUCAGUAUUGGUGUUGGAUCACUAGCAAGUUUCGAACUGAGCAAAUCGCGCUAGAAUACGGUUGGGUGUGGUUUGCCGCCUCUGUAAACAUCAUGUGCUACGCUAUGAUAGCACUCGUUCUCAAAGGCAUCGUUCUCGUGGAUGGAUACAAGAUACGGCUGCGACGGAGGUCGGAUGCGAGUAGCACUAAGUCAGUUACCGACGGAACCAAAGGAAUGAGCUCUUCAGCUCAACGAUCCAACGCGAUUGCCAUGCGAAUGCUUUUCUACCCUGCCGUCUACCUCGUUGCAAUCUUUCCCAUGUCUCUGGUCCGCUGGCUUUCUUUCUUUGGGAUGAAAGUGCCCUUUAUCGCCACAGCGUUUGCCAGUAUUCUAUUCUCGUCAUCCGGUAUUCUUAAUGUUAUCCUGUUCACGCUCACUCGACCGGGGCUAGUUCCCAACCGAGGCCCCUCCAACUCUCAGAGAAGCUGCGAACUAUACGGCUCCCUCGCUAGCCCCGGCGUACAGACUGGCUUUAGACAUCCUCCAGUCUCUCCGAGAACCCAGGCUGAAGACAGCAUUGAGGGAGAAGAAUGGAAAUGCCAUUCUCACGGGGGGCCGGGGGAAGUAGAUGUUAUCACUUUGGACAUAAUUAACACUCGGAGUGUAUCUUCGGAGGUCUAAUCCCUAUUUCUCAGUUUCCACUGUUCAAUGAAACUGAUAUAAUAAGAUGGUAGUGUUUUGAGGGGUUCUGAUUUUUGGAACGCGAAGAAUCUGGUAUUCGAGAAAUGCUUAUCAGCCUGCUAAUGUGGGCCACAAGACUGCCUCAAGGAUGGUCCUGCCUCGAACCGCGGAUGUGGCGUUCAUGAUCGGUGACCCCAUAUUGUGAAUCGUAAAUUGAAAUAACGCUCAAUUCUGGCAAAGACUGUAUACGGCAAAUUAUGCAAACCACGGCGCUUGUUCAAGUCCUACAGCGCUCACCAUUCUCCCAACAAUGA